This is a messenger RNA of Exophiala bonariae, 1089 nucleotides long. RefSeq lists its product as uncharacterized. The record is from RefSeq and is a predicted model, not a curated record. The transcript has 4 exons. The coding region runs from base 1 to 1089 and encodes 362 amino acids. Gene Ontology annotation, molecular function: 2-oxoglutarate-dependent dioxygenase activity. NCBI's taxonomy places the organism in Eukaryota, Fungi, Ascomycota, Eurotiomycetes, Chaetothyriales, Herpotrichiellaceae.
AUGGCCAGAGAGGUGUGGACCACGAAUUUCAAACCUAUACCAAAAUGGACACAUAUCCAAGAAACAUCGCAUGACCUCGACUGGGCCGAUCUAGUGACGUUAGAUCUUGGCACCUUCGAUGACCCCGGAGGUAAAGAGAAGUUGGCGGUUCAACUCUCUGAUGCUGUCAAUAAAAUCGGGUUUUUCUAUGUCACCAACUUCGGCCUGUCACAAGAACAGGUUGAUCGACAGUUCAGUCUAUGCAAGCAAGUAUUUGAGCUUUCGACUGAAGAGAAGAUGAAAUACCGUGCCGAUCUUGAAAAUGGAGGGUACAACGGCUACAAACCGUUCGGGAUACGAGACAUUAAGCCAGGGAUCAAGGAUAACACCGAGAUCUACAACGUUCCCAAGUUCAUCCCUGAUUACGACCGUGAACAUCCGCAGCUCAUCAAGGAUCACUGGGAUGAGAUCGAGCAUUUCGCCCGUCACAUCCAUUCGCAGAUAGUGGGCAAGUUAUUAGUUUUAUUUGCGAUCGUCCUGGAAUUGACGGAAGAUUAUUUUCUGAAGAACCACCGGUACGACAAGAAGAGUGACGAUCAUCUCCGAUGGAUGAAAUACCAUAAGCGAACCCCGGAACAGAAUGACGCAUUGGACAAUGUAUGGGUCAAGGGACAUACCGACUUUGGGAGCCUGACGCUUUUAUUCCGCCAACCUGUAGCAGCUCUCCAAGUACGCACACCCGAGGGAAAAUGGAAGUACGUGAAGCCCUACGACGGCAGUAUCACGGUCAAUAUUGCGGAUGCCCUGCAAUUCCUGACGAACGGGUUCCUGAAAAGCAGUAUUCACCGUGUGGUCGCGCCGCCACCAGAUCAAGCAAACAUCGAUCGCCACGGGGUGCUUUACUUUGUCCGCCCGGAGGAUGAUUUGGAGCUCCUGCCUGUCAAGAGCGCGGUGCUGCAGAAGCUGGGUUAUGAUCGUUCACUGGAUCAAUCUACUGUUGGUUUGACAGCCGGGGAGUGGGUGAAAGCGCGGGUGGCGAAGAAUGUAAGUAGGGCUGCUGCUGACGAUGAGUCGAUUGCGAAGGGCCUUAAAGCUAAGUACUAUGACUGA